Messenger RNA from Dromiciops gliroides (monito del monte), 1098 nucleotides. RefSeq names its product pulmonary surfactant-associated protein A-like. Bases 208 to 915 code for a protein of 235 amino acids. The transcript is spliced from 5 exons. NCBI's taxonomy places the organism in Eukaryota, Metazoa, Chordata, Mammalia, Microbiotheria, Microbiotheriidae. The record is from RefSeq and is a predicted model, not a curated record. Gene Ontology annotation, cellular component: rough endoplasmic reticulum; multivesicular body.
GUGGAUUGAGUACAAGGACAGAAGUCUGACAUUAAUCAGACUGACCUGGACAGACGUGCUUCAGCAUGUCCUGCUGAAUCCAGUCUUCUCCUUCAUUCCUUGGUAUCACAGAAAGGUCUGGGAUUUAAAGGAUGGCUCUGCUGCACCUGCUCAGUCUCUUGCUCCUAGAGGGGGCACUCAUUGGAUCCUGCUCAGAGUCACUGGAAAAUGAAGAGCAGCCAUCGAUGUACUCAGCCACUCAUUGUAAUGGUCCUUGGAUCACUGGACUGCCUGGGAGAGAUGGAAGGGAUGGGAGAGAUGGACCCAAGGGAGAAAAGGGAGACCCAGGUAUGUGAAAAGCAACAAUUACUAGGGGAAGGACCUAGAGGCCUCCAAGGAAAUCCAGGGAGGUUGGGACCUCCAGGAAGCCCAGGGCCACAAGGACCUCAAGGAAUCAAGGGCAUGAAAGGAGAACCGGGUGAAAGUCAUUCUUCUGCAACAGAUGAGCACCUGAAGGUGAAUUCAGAUUUACAAAAUCUACUCCUGAAGUUGACAAGGGCUCUCAAUUUGUAUGGAACUGCAGUUCAACUAGGAGAGAAGUUUUAUGCCACCACUGGCCAAUCCUCUGAUUUCCUCACAAUUAAUGAGACUUGCCACAAGAUAGGAGGCACUAUCGCCACUCCAAGGAAUGAAGAGGAGAAUGCUGCCAUCCUGGAGCUUGUGGUGAAACACAAUACAUAUGCUUUUCUUGGCCUGAAGGAGGGAAAAACACCAGGGAAUUUUUAUUACCUGGAUGGAUCUCCUGUGAACUAUACCAACUGGUAUACUGGAACUCCAGAUGGGCAAGGAAGUGAAAAUUGUGUGGAGAUGUACACAGAUGGCACAUGGAAUGAUAAGUACUGCUAUAAGAGUCGCCUUGCUAUCUGUGAGUUCUGAGCCCCAACCAGAGCUGGCCCACCUGGACAAAAGAAGGAAUGACUCACUGGUGAACUUAUGUGAAUCAUUUAGCUCAAGUCUUGGUGGCCUAAAGGAGUUAAUAUAGUCUCUUUCAGGUAGGAGUCUAUGAGGAAGAGGUUUUAACAAAUCAUAUUAGUAGCCAAUAAAACAAAACGAAAAUCA